Molecule: messenger RNA, 1331 nt
Organism: Chaetomium fimeti
Lineage: Eukaryota; Fungi; Ascomycota; Sordariomycetes; Sordariales; Chaetomiaceae
Product: nucleophile aminohydrolase
Exons: 4
Coding region: 243-998 (251 amino acids)
Biological process (GO): proteasomal protein catabolic process; ubiquitin-dependent protein catabolic process
Cellular component (GO): proteasome core complex; proteasome core complex, alpha-subunit complex; nucleus
Source: RefSeq, a predicted model, not a curated record
GGCUCUUGUACCUGAAGUGCAAGGCAACGAGAGAGCUACGCGUGUGAGCGCUUGCCUGGAGCUCCAGCCUGCCAGCCUGGGCCGCAUCGCAUGGAAGCAAGCACUGGACAGCAACAAUCAGCCUUCCUUCCUCCACCACUGCCCGCAAACCACACCCGCCACAGUCAACAAACGGCCAGCAACCGACUUGACCCUCCGUGCAACAUACCCUACCGUCCGCUUCCCUCUUCAAACCGGCCAUCAUGUCGAGAAGAUACGAUUCCCGAACAACCAUCUUCUCGCCCGACGGCCGCCUGUACCAAGUCGAAUAUGCGCUAGAAGCCAUUUCCCAUGCCGGCACGGCCAUCGGCAUCCUGGCCAAGGAUGGCAUCGUCCUCGCCGCCGAGCGCAAGGUCACGUCAAAGCUGCUCGAGCAGGAUACAUCAGCCGAGAAACUCUACAUUCUGAAUGAUAACAUGAUUUGCGCCGUCGCCGGUAUGACGGCCGACGCCAACAUCCUGAUCAACUACGCCCGGCAAGCCGCCCAGCGGUAUCUGCUUACGUACAACGAAGACAUCCCCUGCGAGCAGUUGGUGCGCCGACUCUGCGACCUGAAGCAAGGCUAUACACAACACGGUGGUCUGCGGCCGUUUGGCGUCUCGUUCAUCUACGCCGGCUGGGACCCGCAGCGCCAGUUCCAGCUCUACCUCAGCAACCCCUCGGGCAACUACGGCGGGUGGAAGGCGACGAGCUCAGGCGCCAACCACGCGAGCGCGCAAAGCUUGCUCAAGCAGGACUACAAGGAGGAUUGUACGCUGAAGGAGGCGUGCGGCAUGGCGGUCAAGGUGCUUAGCAAGACGAUGGACUCGACCAAGUUGAGCAGCGAGAAGAUCGAAUUUGCGACGGUGGGCCAGACCAAGGACGGAAAGAUCUACCACAAGCUAUGGAGCGCGGAAGAGAUCACGGCGUUAUUGAAGGAGCACGAUUUGGCCAAGGACGAGACGACCGAGGAAAAGUAGACGAGGACAUGAUAGACAAGGCGGUCGGGAAUAAGACUCCUUGCGAGUGCUGCGUGUACCAAUACAGUUUGAUGCAUGCGGGUAACCAAACGCCUCCUACAACGAACCUGCUACAGCAACGAACCCCAUGUGUAUAUGCAAACAGCCACCGAACAUUGCCAAGUGCUUUUUAAACUCCAGCCACGCACCACAAACACACUCAAUCGACCUAGCAAGCAAUGUCAGCACUCGUCUCACAUUCUCAACGCCCCCAACUCAAUACCUACAUUCCUCCCACGCGCCAGCCCCUCCUCCUCAUCCCCCAACCUCCCAUAUCCACCCCUCCCACCACCA